AUGGUACACAAAGUUUAUGGUCUGGGGUUGUCUGAAAAACACUUGAAAGGAUUGCGACAAGCAUGGAAAGAGCUUCAACCUGUUAUCCUCAAAUUGAAUCCAGAAGCUCUUGAAGGUGUCCAUGAACUACCAUUAAGUGAAAAACAGAUUCAACAGAUCGAAAUGCGUAAAGCCAAGAAGAAGGGAUAUGACUUGAAAUUAUCCAAAGCACAACUGAAAUUGAUAGAUGAUGUGAAGGAAGGUGGCAGUUUGAUGAGCGGAUUGACUGGUAUUAUUUUGAAAAACACAUUGCUACAAGGACUGAAAGCCGUUGCAAAACCACUGGCUACUGGUGCAAUCACGUAUGCUGGUGGUGAAGCAGCCAAGAAAAUAUUCGGUGGGGCAAUGUUGGAAAUCUCCGAAAAAGAAGUCGAAGAGUUACUUGAGCUUGCAAUGAGUGAUCUCCUCCCUGAAGGUGCGCAUACUGCCAUUAAAGAAAAGAUAGCUCAGACGCAGGGCAGAGGUUUGUACGGUGCUCAGUCAGGUAAUGGUUUGUAUGGUGCUCAAUCAGGUAAUGGUUUGUACGGUGCUCAAUCGGGUAAUGGCGUUUAUGGCGCUCAAUCCGGUGGUUGUAUGGCUUGUAGAUGUGAACAGCAGAUGUAG
This is a messenger RNA of Capsaspora owczarzaki ATCC 30864, 642 nucleotides long. RefSeq lists its product as hypothetical. The coding region runs from base 1 to 642 and encodes 213 amino acids. The record is from RefSeq and is a predicted model, not a curated record. The transcript has 3 exons. NCBI's taxonomy places the organism in Eukaryota, Filasterea, Ministeriida, Capsasporidae.